UCUAUUCAGUUCAUCCUUCUAUUGACCAUGGAAACAGACUGUCCGUCGGUGUAUGGCUCGCGGUAUGCAUCGCAAGGCAUGCCCUGCAAGUUGCCUGAUCAUGAGAUGCCGAGAGAUGUUGCGUAUCGCAUGAUCAAGGAUGAUCUCAUCCAGGACACCAUCCCGAUGCUGAAUCUGGCCAGUUUCGUCACCACAUACAUGGAAGAUGAAGCGGAAAAGCUCAUCAUGGAGGCCAGCAGCAAGAACUUCAUCGACCACGAGGAAUACCCCAAAUCCGUCGAGAUCGAGAGCCGGUGCCUGUCCAUCCUGGCCGACCUGUUCCACGCUCCCACGGGGGCCAACGGCCGCACCGCGGCCGUGGGCACGUCGACCAUCGGGUCAUCGGAAGCCAUCAUGCUGGCCGUGCUGGCGAUGAAGAAACGGUGGCAAAAGGCGCGCCGGGCAGCCAACAAGGACGCCUCACGCCCGAACAUCGUCAUGAGCUCGGCGGUGCAGGUUUGCUGGGAGAAGGCGGCGCUGUACUUUGAGAUCGAGGAGCGCUGUGUGCCCGUGGCCGAGAACCGGUACGUGAUUGAUCCUGCGCAGGCCGUGAAUCUCGUCGACGAGAACACCAUCGGCAUCUGUGCCAUCCUGGGCACGACGUACACGGGGCAGUACGAGGAUGUCAAGGCCAUCAACGACCUGCUCGUCGCCCAGAAUCUCGACGUGCCGAUCCAUGUCGACGCCGCGAGUGGCGGCUUUGUCGCGCCGUUUGUCAACGAGAGUCUGGUCUGGGACUUUCGCCUGCCCAAGGUGGCUUCGAUCAAUGUAUCUGGGCAUAAAUAUGGGUUGGUAUAUCCCGGCAUUGGAUGGGCGCUCUGGAGAAGCAUCGAGCAUCUGCCCAAAGAACUGGUCUUCAACAUCAACUACCUCGGUGCCGAUCAGCUCAACUUCACCCUCAACUUCUCCAAACCCGCCUCGCACAUCAUCGGCCAGUACUACCAGAUGAUUCGCCUGGGCCGGCGUGGCUUCACGGCCAUCAUGACCAACCUGACGCGCGCCGCAGACUAUCUGGCCGCCCGACUGCGCGACCUGGGCUUCAUCAUCAUGAGCGACGGGAAGGGCGAUGGCCUCCCCCUCGUCGCCUUCCGGCUGAGUCCCACCCAGGCGAUGCUGUACGACGAGUACGCCGUGUCGCGCAAGCUGCGUGAGCGUGGCUGGAUCGUGCCCGCGUACACCAUGGCGGCGGACUGCCAGCGCAUGAGCAUGAUGCGGGUCGUCGUGCGCGAAGAGUUCUCCCAGGGCCGUUGUGACGCUCUCGUCAGAGAUAUCCAGAUGGCUAUCCAGGCCUUGACCCAGCAGGAGAUCCAGAACAUCGGCCGCUACCAGGCGUGA
Molecule: messenger RNA, 1374 nt
Organism: Penicilliopsis zonata CBS 506.65
Lineage: Eukaryota; Fungi; Ascomycota; Eurotiomycetes; Eurotiales; Aspergillaceae
Exons: 4
Biological process (GO): L-glutamate catabolic process
Cellular component (GO): cytosol
Molecular function (GO): glutamate decarboxylase activity; pyridoxal phosphate binding
Source: RefSeq, a predicted model, not a curated record